This is a messenger RNA of Corylus avellana, 1388 nucleotides long. RefSeq names its product Nucleotide-diphospho-sugar transferases superfamily protein. Lineage: Eukaryota; Viridiplantae; Streptophyta; Magnoliopsida; Fagales; Betulaceae. Gene Ontology annotation, cellular component: endoplasmic reticulum membrane. Gene Ontology annotation, biological process: protein N-linked glycosylation. The record is from RefSeq and is a predicted model, not a curated record.
AUUGUCAAACCUGCUUAUUUACUAGACGCUGACCAAUACGCACAGAAACUCCGCAAGCGAAAAUGGGGUUUCUGUGGACGGUGGUGGAGCUCUUGCUCGCCCUCAUUCUGAUCGCACUCUUUGGCUUAGUUUCUGCGAUCAUCUUCGAAGCUUCUCGAAGAAGGCACAACCACGCGCACGUCGAAGCUCCCGCGAUAUUUGAGGACCCUAAUUCGUUAAAACAGGUUCCAUGCCCACAUAUUUCUGAUCCAGCGGAGAAGUAUAUAUCCUUAAUAAUCCCUGCAUUCAAUGAAGAGCAUAGACUUCCUGGAGCUCUCGAGGAAACUAUGAAUUAUCUUCAACAACGUGCAGCAAAGGAUAAGUCAUUUUCUUAUGAGGUGGUGAUUGUUGAUGAUGGAAGUACUGAUGGGACAAAAAGAGUAGCUUUUGACUUUGUAAGGAAAUACACUGUAGACAAUGUGAGAGUUAUCCUUCUUGGUACAAAUCAUGGAAAGGGAGAAGCUAUCAGAAAAGGCAUGCUUCAUUCACGUGGUGAAUUACUUCUAAUGCUGGAUGCUGAUGGAGCAACUAAGGUUAAUGACCUAGAGAAACUUGAAAGUCAGAUCCAUGCUUUUGCCAGAAAGGAAUCUCAGCCUGGAGAUUCAGCAGCUAGCAAUUCGAGUUUUAGGAUAUCUGAUAUUCCAAUGGCUGCAUUUGGUUCUCGUGCUCAUCUUGAGGAGAAAGCUCUGGCUACAAGGAAAUGGUACCGCAACUUUUUGAUGAAGGGUUUCCAUCUUGUGGUCCUCUUGACUGCGGGUUCUGGAAUUCGUGACACACAGUGUGGUUUCAAGAUGUUUACUAGGGCUGCUGCAAGGAAGCUUUUCAAAAACAUCCGUUUAAAGAGGUGGUGUUUUGAUGUUGAGUUAGUGUUUCUAUGCAAGUGGUUUGACAUCAAAAUGCUCGAGAUAUCUGUCAACUGGUCUGAAAUUCCUGGAUCCAAGGUGAAUCCACUGAGCAUACCAAAUAUACUUUGGGAGCUUGCCCUUAUGUCUGUGGGAUAUCGAACCCGAAUGUGGACAGUUUCUACUUGAGUAUUGGAGUUCAUGUGGAAGGGCAUUGUGCUCUCGACCUAGUGCAAUACCACAGAAAGAAAAGCGACACACCUGAUUAGGCAUUAGGGUAUACACUUCUUUUCUUUCACGAGCAUUUCCAUUAAGAAAAUUUUGCAAUUUUUGGAGCUUGUUUAUGCAAGCCAUGAUCUUUACCUUAGGGUUUCAGCAUGUAAAAUUAUUUGGGGGUACUUCUUUUUUCUUUUUUGUUUUCUCCCCCUUCUCUCUUUGUGGGUACAUUUUUUUCUGACAAAAUUCAGAUUCUGACAUGAUCUUCACAAGAAAUAAGUGCUUGAAUUA